AUGAGUUCUGUGGAAGAAGUAGUCAAUCUCAUUGAGGAGUUGUAUUCUCCAAAACCCAAUAGAGAUCUUAACGAGAUCCAACAAGUGUUGCAAGGAAUACAGAAAUCAGGUGAUGGGUUGAUCCUGGGUAGUGCCUUAUUGUCAGGGCCAUAUUCCACCAAUGUCAAGUACUUUGGUGCGCUCACGUUAGCUGUACAGAUUAACAUGCAUCAUGAUGAUCUAAAGAAAGAAGAGUUUGGGUUCACUUUAUUUAGGUUGAAUUUAGCUUUCUUAGUUCAAUACUUUGAAAAUGUAGUCAAUGAUCCCUCAGCAUUAUCAUCAUAUUCUAUUGUAAUUAAGAAACUAAUGUCCAAUCUUUCAAUACUAUUUGUGAGUAUCAAUAAUAAUAACCCAUCAGAGAACGAUUUUAUUGCUAGUUGGAAUAACCCACUAAACACACUGAUUAAUUUGUCAAUUGCUAGCAGUCAGAUGAGCACCGAUCAGAAAUCUCACUGGUAUGGCACAAAUAACAACUCUGAAUCCGACAAGAUUAUUUUAGACACUAUCAACUCUGAAGUACCAUAUAAUCAGCUAAUUGAAUUUAUUAGCUCAUCUCCAGUGAGGAACCAAUUGUCCUUGCUAUUUACUGAAAUUCUGGUCGAGGACUUGACUAAAUUCCAAACUCAAAAACAUGCAAUGAAUUCUAUCCAUGGUGUCGUUCAUGAACACUUAUACAUCUCAACCAUGGCUUUAAUUAUCUUUAACCUAUCAAACUUAGACGCUACACAAUUGCAUGACAACCUAUUUAACUGUAUCAAUGCUUGGAUAAACUAUAUUUCUAUUAGCAGGCAAGUUUCACCCCAGGGCAGGAUGGAUUUGAGCGAACUGCUUGAAUCAUUACUAAAAGUCAUGCUUCAAUCUAAUGAAAAUGAACAAUAUGGUAGUGCUGAAAAAGUAAUAUCAAUCUUUUCGCAUAUUUUCUCGAAUGACCCUCUACUUAUGAAUUUCGAACUACGUAGCAGAUUGGAAACAAUUUUUUUAGGUGUUUCUCAUGGAGACACUAACGCUGACAAGUCCCAAUAUCAAUGGAUGUUGGCAUAUAUGAACUAUUUGGUAACAAAUGAGAUGUACUCAGAAUUGAAGGAUUUAUCCAUUUGUGUAUGCGAUUUCUUGCAAAUCAAUACUUUGGACCUAUGCAACAAAUUAUUUACAACAAUUCAAACACAAGAUCAGGCUGCAUCUGAUAAUACACAAGAAUACAUAAAGGUUUUGUUACAAUUGACAAACUUUCCUUUGCACCCUGUUUCUCAGGAAUCCUUUUCACUAAAAAUGGUUGAUUUUUGGUUGGACCUAGCUGAAGGUUACUCUAAUUUGGCCCUUGAAUCAUUGAAACCGAACUCUCAACAGUUGUCAAUUGAGAUUUUUCAACAAGUGAUUAAUAUUUAUGUUCCUAAGAUAUCUCUUUCUAACAAGAAGUUAUUCCUUGAAAUGGGAGAAGAUAAAACUGUACUCAAUGAGUUCGAAGAUUUUCGUAAUGCGGUUGCUGAUUUAACUCAAUCCCUAUGGUUAGUACUUGGCAAUGAAAACUUAACUAAUGUGCUUAUUGCUGGUGUCGGAUCUACUGAAAUCGCAAGUGAAACUGAGCUUUUCAAUAUUGAAACAAUGUCAUAUCUGUUGGAAAAGUUAUUAAAGGACAUCAAUAUUCCAGAGAGUCUCUGGGUCCUAGACGUCUUAGAAGCAGCUAAGUUCUUAGUUGCAAAUGUCCAAACCCUAUUAAGGACAGGUUUGGAUAAUAGUGGACCUCUGUCAAUUGACUUUGUGAGGUCGAGUACAACUUUGAUGAGCUCUUUGUCCGGCUUUUAUAAGGAGAAUCCCGAGCAAAUUGGUGGUACUAUUGAGAUUUUAGUCCAAGGUCUUGAAAAAUGUGCAUUUUCUACUGGGGGAGCAAACGCCUUUACUAAAGUCGAGAGCAUGCUAGUUAAGACCAUUUCGACACUUUGCUCAGUUUGUAGAAAAGAACUGUAUCCCUAUUUGGACAACUUCACCUCAUUUUUGCAUAGUAUCAUGUCUCCUGACAAGCAAAGCUCCGAUUUUACACGCCGCAGUCUUACACGGUCAAUCGGGUAUAUCAUUCAAGGUCAGUUUGAGAACGGGCCGGAUGCUCAAGGCGGCAAUAUUGACAAAUUAGUCAUGAUGUUCAAUAAUCUAAUAGAGCAAGCUUUGGGAUCGGGCCUAUCUAUUCAAGAAAAACAGAACUAUAUCCAGUGUGUCCUUGACUGUAUCUCCGAACUAGGUAACGGUCUUGUAUAUCCACAAGAAAUGGACGAUCCCAAGGUAAUCCAAUUGCUGCCUCCGUACCGUGAGUAUUGGAACACCGAUCCGUUAGGUAUCAGGGCCAAGAUCAUGCAGAUAAUCGAGAAGGUUUUACAGAAUCCGUAUUUCCAGAAAUCGUCAUCUUUGAUUGAGGCCAGCUGUCUGAUCCUUGGGAAAUCGUUGACGCUACCCGAAGAAGAGCCAUAUUUCUUGCGUUAUAGCAUGAACGAGAUCAUCAAUUUUGUGUUUACACAUCUACAGACCUGUGACAUAGCUCCGGCGCUUCCCUUCUUUGUGUACUUGUUGGAGAACUUGUUCAGUUGUUAUAAAGCGACAAUGACCUCUGCCGAGUUCGACGUCAUCUUCGAGCGAGUCAUGAUCAGUAAUUACCACCAAGUUAUAGUCCAGGACCCUGACUCAUUGCAAACAUGUGUCAAUUUUGUCAACAGUAUCCUGGACACCAAGCCCGGCAUAGCGGUGUACUCACAAUACUGGUCCAGCUUUAUCCUGAAAGAGUUUUUACAACUACUGACUCACAAGGAGAAGUUCACGAUUGUUGCGGUGACAAAAUUCUGGACUAAAGUGGUGAACAACAAGAAGUACACGAGGGAAGAGCUCGAGAUCACCCGGCAGCAAGUGGCCGCUGUUGGUGCGCAACUCACCGCGCAUGUCAUGGCUGGUCUGUACCACACCCAGAGGUCAGAUCUCAACGCAUACACCGAGCUUAUCCGUACGCUGGUGGCCAAGUUCCCGAUAGAGUUCAAGAGCUGGCUAGUCGCUGUCCUCCCACAGCUCGUAGACAAGCCCCAGGCGCACGAGAAGUUCAUCAACAAGCUCUUCAUCACACGCGGCAGCAGGGCAGCGGGAAACGUCAUCCUGACCUGGUGGCUAGAGUGCAGCGGUCUGCCAGGCUACUAG
Nakaseomyces glabratus is the source of this 3210-nucleotide messenger RNA. RefSeq names its product Kap122p (gene KAP122). Gene Ontology annotation, biological process: protein import into nucleus. Gene Ontology annotation, cellular component: cytoplasm. Lineage: Eukaryota; Fungi; Ascomycota; Saccharomycetes; Saccharomycetales; Saccharomycetaceae. The record is from RefSeq and is a predicted model, not a curated record.